AUGUGGGUGGUAGCAAGAAAUUAAUGCUCUAUGCAGUAGAGCUGCAUUUUGCGUAGUAACGAUUUCAGUGUUGCCACUUGCGAAAAGUAACGAUGAAAAGGAAUUUCCAAACGGCAUCUCACUCAAGCGCAUGCACACACUGAUUGUCAGCUGCCAUUGCCGUCGCAUGUGUUGGAGUAGGACAACAUCAUGGUGUUGCGUACUUUGGUCGCGGGCAUAAGAAACGAGUACAGCUCCGAAUACACGUCGUUUUGCCAAAAGCGUAGCAGCAACGAAUAAAUAUAAAUGAAAAAAAUCGGUGAAAAAAGAUCGACGAAGAACUUUGCUAGCAGGAGCGUCACCAUUAUUGCAAGCAACAGCAGACAAAAUAAAAUCGUGUGUUGUGUAAACUGCUGAAAUUCAACUUGCGAAGAGUGCCCGUUCAAAAUUAGUCGAAACGAACAAAUCUUGCCGGUCGCAAUCACAACAACAAGAGUAUUAUUGUCUGGCCAAAUGCGGCAACCGACUGGGCCGCAAUCGUUGAGCAGCAGGACGAAAGCAGCGGCAGCAACAUAAUUAUGGCUCCAGCGCUCACAGCAGAGCCUUUAAGUCCCAAGGAGAAAUUAACGAGCACAGCAUCGCCCGCCACCCGACAAUCGAGUCGAAAGCUGGAAAUAACGCAAUCUGCCAGUGCAAGCAAUAAUAGCAACAGCAGCAGCGAUAAUAAUAGCAACAACACAGCGACUGCAGCAGUAAAGAAAUCUGCAAUUCCAACAGCCCUUUCAACAACCUCAACGCGUGUCACACGCUCUAAGGACGCAGCACAGCGUCAAGCCUCACCAAUUGUAGUAACACCCAACAAUAAACGCAAAGUCAACAAUAACAAUAUUAGCAGCAGCAGCAACAUCCAAAAUAACACCAGCGGCGGUGGUGCGAACAUCAAGCCACAAAUUAAUGAACAAAUGGGCCUGAGCGCCGCCAAUGCACAUACAACAACAUCAGCAUCGGAAAGCAUUGCAAUAGCGGCCGUAAACACAACCGGCAACAACGAUAGCGUCAUCGGACCAUCAACGCCACCACCGCCAGUGGCCUUGGUCGCCACUGCUGAGCACAAUAACAAUAAUAGCUCCAAGGAUAAUUCUACAGCGCAACUGCUGGCCGAUUUGACCAGUGAUUUUGAGGAGGCCAUUACUGCCGAAAUUUGCUUGCGCAAAACGCUGCCGGAGGUCAGUCUGGGCAAGGAAUCGGCGGCAACUACAACAGCUGCUGUAUCCUCACCGGCCACUGAUCCUGCAAGUAAUUUGCUGCCUUGCUCCACGUUAUCUGUAACGCACAUGGAUGAGCAGUCCACAAGCUCAGCAGCAGCAGCAGCUCAAGCAGCGACGUUAGCAACAGCACCCACAUCAUUAAGCGAUCCUCAAACGCAGGCACGAAUACAGCCAACUAUAAUAUGUACAGAACAGCAGCAACAACAGGAACUGCCGCACAUCAUUAGUAGCGACGAACAACAGCAAAUUGUCGAUCAUCUUGAAGAACGCUUAAGCCAGCUAGAUGGGGGCUCCUUGCCACCUGUUGUUGACAUAACCGGAGGAACUUUGGCGACUGGCGUUACGCUGCCGCCUCCGCCACAACAACAGCCUCUGACGCUAGAUAGAAGUCAAGAUCAACAAUUGCAGGACCAACAGUUGCAGGAACAACAGCAGCAGCAACUUUUGGCUUCGCCCCAAACGCAGCAGACACGUCAAUCCGCAACGCUGCUUACACCGAUAAAUAAUUUUCUUAAAGACGGAACUGCCGGUGCAAUACUUGAUCAAGACAUCGACGAGGUGCUCAAAGUGCUGCAAACGCUCGAUGGCUCACAUGGUAAUCCGGAUGCGAUCUGUGAUUUCAAUUUCUUUCUGAACAACGAUGAAGAAGCGGCGGCACCAGCAGCUUCUGGUAUCGGUGUAUCCUCGUGUAAUGUGCCCAGCAGCAUAGAACCCUUGGACACCAAACCCAGUUGCAGUAGCAGUAUCAUCAACAGCAGCAUAGAACCGAAUGAUGUCGCCCAGCAGCUACUGAAAGCCGAGCAACCUCCCUCGAAAGAAAGACUUGCCGAGCUGGAGCAAAACUACCAUUUGCUAGUACGUAAAGUAGAUUUUCUGUUACGUCGCAUGCGCAAAUUCCAAGCGCGCCAAAUGUGUCAUCAUGUCAGCGAAGAGAUUGCCGGCGUCUUCGAAUGGGCAGCACGUACUUCUAAUAAAGCGCCACAGCCAGUUCGCAGCUCUACGCUUUCAGAGCAAGAUGCAACGGUCAUGUCGAUUGUGUCAGGUCGUCCGCUCGGCAAUUUUUGGUCGGAGCAAAAGAAGCAAGCAUUGCCCGCAUCACAAUUGGGCACAUUCUUGCGACACAUUGACACAGUGGCGCGACAGCAGCAAAUUUGUCACACGAUUGGUGGUAGCUCCUCCUCGCUGGCAUCAUCAUCGACAUGGUAUAGCAGUGCCGCCACGCCUGGUAAACGGCCACGCAAACAGUUACAGGAUGGGGUAUUGGCGAGCAACCAGCAGGGAUCAACGACAGCUGGUAUAUCUUCCACGACGUCCGCUGACAAAACGCCACGUACCGAUGAGAUUGUGCCUGACCUAGACACCUAUGUAACCGGUGAGCUAACACAUGUUUCUGGUAUGUUGCAUACCGAACUACGUGAAGUACAGAACGCUAUCGAUUCCGAUGCCACGGAAUCGAGUUCUGGUGGCGAAUCGGCUGAUGAAAUGGUUACCUACAACAAUUCACAGCAGUUAUCAUUAUCCAUCACACGCCGUGCAGUUUGGCGUUACUCACGAGAUCGCGCCGCCAUCGCCCUGCGCUGGUCCUGGUUAUGUGCACAAAUUGCCGAUCUGAGCAUUAAAAUACGCCAGCACAACGAUCUGUUCAAUGAACUGAGUCGUACCAAGGGCGAUGUGAUAUUGGCAGCGACACCUCCAGUAAAAAAUGUAGAAAAUUCAUCAAUGGCGACGACAACCACAGCCAAUGGCUACAAGAGUGCCACUGCAUCCUCAAAUGAUGGUUCGGAGGGCGACUAUUCGUGCAGUCGAUCGCGUCCGCUUGUACUCUCGGAGUUUCGUAAGCGCAAGCUCUUCCAGACCACCAACAUGCAUACGAUAUCGAAAAAAGCCGCAAGGCCCAGCAAUAUCAAAUGUGGUUGCCAAUGGCCGCAGGUGCCUUGUACGCUAUGUACGGGAAGACCGGACCCAACGGCGCCGCGAGAGCUGCCUGAAACGCUAAUGCCACAGAGCCGUGUCGGACUCCUUGAUUCUGGCUAUCAUCCAGUGCUUAGUUUCCCCGAAGACAUUAGCCAGUCAUUGCAUAUAGAGGCCAUUAGUCGUCAGCCGGAUUGGCAGUACCGGGUUAUGCGCUGUCAGACCAAAACGAUUGUGAAAAACUUUUGGAAAGGUGAACGCGAGGCCUUGGCGGCAAGCGGUGGCGGCACGGGCGCUGGACGCCGGUCGGGCGAGGCGGUGAAGCGUCGCUAUGUGCGACGCAAAGAACGUAAUAACACGAGCGGCAACAACAACAACAAUAAUAACAACAGCCACAAUGCAAGCGGUGGCAGCAGCAGUCACAACAACAACAACAAUACUACCAGUGGCGUAUUGGGCAGCGGUGCGGCGGACAGCGGAAACGGUACUGGUACUGCUACUUCUUCUACUACUACGCCUACUACAACGCCACUUGUGGCCAACACUGCGACGAAACAACAACAACGACAAGCAGUGGGGAACGCAAACGCAUCGAUUAUGAGCACCAAUUCAAUCUUGCCGUUGCACGCCUCUCGCCCACACCAACAGCAAAUGUCCAGCAAUCCCAGUACUUCACUGAUCUCCAGCAAAGGCGCUAAAAAACCACGCAAACUUACCGCCAACAAUUCCAUGCAACAACUACAACAAACACAUUCGUCAAAUUACAACCACAGCAACAACAACAUUCACAAUAGCCAGCUUAAUGGUGAUAACAACAGCAGCAGCAGCAGCAAAUAUCUGAGUCACACCUAUCAUCAGUGGGAGAAUACGCAACGCAGUCGAAAUUCGUCGCCCACAAACACUGGUGGCGGGGGCGGUAGUGGAAAGCGGCAGGAACGCUCCGCAGAUCGUCGCAGUCGUAUGAUCUAUGACAUAGACAAUAUCGUGAUACCCUACAGCGUAGCAGCCGCCACACGACCGGAGAUUUUGCCGUAUAAAGAAAUUCCAACACCAAAAUGGCGCGUUGUUGGUAGUGAUAGUAAGAAGUCACAGAAAACGUUAAAUGCAGACCAAACUACCGAGAAACCCAAGGUGCUGAUAAAUGGCUGCGCAUCGCAAUCUCCCAUAACAGCCCCUAUUGUGAACAACGAUCCUAACAAGGUGAUAACAGCGGAUGAUCAGAAGAAUGUGGAGAACUCAAAAAUUAUACCAAAGGCAUCUGUAAAAGUCAAUGGCUUGAGACUGAACUUGAAGCAGUCGCCAAAGGAGCAAUCGACACAACCUGGGGUUGCUGAACCAGCUGUGAAACUAUCAGAACAACAAACGAAUAAGUACAACAACAAUACUCUUGUUAAUGGCAACGGAUUGUCGGAGCCGAAAGGGGAUGUCGCGCCGUCGAAGGAAACGAAAGCAGCGGAAGAGUCAGCUCCCAAAAACAAAAUAAAUAAUAUACACAACAAAACGAAUAAUGUAAUCCAUAAUAACAAUAAUAAUAGCAAUAAGAAAACCGCUGAAUUUACAACAAAGCUGGAGGUAACCACAACUGCUACAACUAAAGUCGGCGAGCUGAAGGAAACAGCUUCGAAUGUGGAACAACCUCCGAGCAAGCGGUCAAAAUUGCAAGCGGCGAACCCAAUCACAGACGAGUCAAAAGCUGAUGAAGCUGCAAAAACCAAUGGCGAUGAAUCUGGUGAAGAGAUCGAAGAUUUAUCGGAUGAAGCCUUCCUAGAGCGACACCACCGAGCUCUUCUCGAAGAAAGAAAACGUUUUGAGACCUUUUUAAAAUUUCCAUGGAGCACACGAUCGCGCGCCAAUCGACGAGUUGAUAGUCGUGCCGAAUCGAGCGGCGCUAAUACACCAGAUCCGACAUCUCCGGCACCACAUUUGCACAACAGUUUAAGCGGUGGUGGCGGCAUUGGCGCUGAUAAUGAGAGCAUACCCUCCCCGCUGGCACAACACAUGUUUCAACAUCCGCUCGAUGGACUGAAUGAGGCGGAAGGAAAUGCUGCAAGCGGCUCCGGCAAAGCGGGUAGUAAGGGUGGCAAACGACAGGAACGCCGGCGUACCACCUCGAGUAAACAGAUUAAGGAUGUGGAUCGACGGAGCGCUACCCCCGAUUCUCGAGAGGAGCAAAGGCCACCUCUUUUUGAGCCGCUGCAAUUUCCAUUGAGCGAUGAAGUGUACCAGAAAAUGUUAGCGGGAAGGUACGCUGAACCGAAGUCAGGGAUUUCGAAGCGCGUGAAGAGCAAAUCAAUCUCAUUGAAUGGCGAUGGCAGCUAUAUGAGUAGAGGUAGUCGUCGCAGCAGCAAGGUCAAAGCCUCGGGCUCCAAGUCCAAGCUGGCACAGCAACCGCAUAUUAAUGGCGAUGAUGUGGAACAACAACAGCAAGCGACCAGUGAGGCGUAUAGGGGCAUUCCUGAUGAUUAUGAUGAUGGUGGUGUAGACUACGAUCACUUAUCUGGCGUUGAAUUGAUGGAGGAGGAUGAUGACGAUUAUCCGAAGCAUCAUUUAGCGCCACUGGAUGAUGAACAGCUGCCGCCUAAUUAUUCAGAUCCAAUAUAUGAUGCCUGCUACAAUGCGUACACGGGUGCGCCCACAUUGGAUGAGGAAGAUCUGGAUGAUCCAUUCAUGGAUGAUGACCCCAAUGACCCCGAGUGGAAACGCAGCAUUGCAGUGCGCCACGAGCGCAUGCGCAAACGCGUCUAAGAAGUAAGGCAACAGUUAAAGGAUAGAAAACAAAACAAAAGAAAACUUAUCCAAAGCUAUUUCUGAAUUUGAAUCAGGUCCAAAUGAUUUUUAUACAUUUUUGUCAAUUUUAAAAACCAUUUAUAAACUUUAAACAGAAGAGAAAUCCGUAUAUAAACAUA
This is a messenger RNA of Scaptodrosophila lebanonensis, 6064 nucleotides long. RefSeq lists its product as uncharacterized. Gene Ontology annotation, cellular component: NSL complex. The record is from RefSeq and is a predicted model, not a curated record. Gene Ontology annotation, molecular function: histone acetyltransferase binding. Bases 558 to 5903 code for a protein of 1781 amino acids. NCBI's taxonomy places the organism in Eukaryota, Metazoa, Arthropoda, Insecta, Diptera, Drosophilidae. The transcript has 9 exons.